Molecule: messenger RNA, 1928 nt
Organism: Mustela erminea (ermine)
Lineage: Eukaryota; Metazoa; Chordata; Mammalia; Carnivora; Mustelidae
Gene: MAIP1
Product: matrix AAA peptidase interacting protein 1
Exons: 5
Coding region: 201-1067 (288 amino acids)
Biological process (GO): inner mitochondrial membrane organization; protein insertion into mitochondrial inner membrane from matrix
Cellular component (GO): mitochondrial inner membrane
Molecular function (GO): ribosome binding
Source: RefSeq, a predicted model, not a curated record
CGGGGAGCGAGACUGGGGGCUAAAAGACCUCUGCGUGAGCGGCGUGCUGGGGGGCGGCACGGGGCCGACUCACCAGAGGUGGCAGUAGCACCUCUGGCAGCUUUACUCACCGGUCUCUCUCCCCGGAUGCUGCGCUGCUGGUUUCCCGCCGGCUUUCAUUCGACACAGCACAGACGGGGCCUGGGGUGAAAAGUCGUAAGAUGGCGCUGGCCGUGCGUCUUUUGCCCCGCUUUCUGCUCUCUCCGCCUCUGUCCGGCGGGGCCGCUCGACCCCUGACUCCCGGUGUAGCCGAGGUGGGGCCGCGGUUGGCCGGACUCUGCUGCUUCUGCCGCCGCCGCCUCGGCUCCGGAGCGGCCCCAUUUCCUCGCGUCACUUGGGCGUCGGCGCUGCUCGCUCGCGGCCCUCCGCGGCCCCUGCUCAGCCCUCCGGGACCCCGCGCCGCCCUCUCGGUCUUCCCUGACUACCCUCGGCGCCGCUACAGCGCGGAGGAGCAGCCCCAGCCGCGCCAGAAAACCAAGAUGAUCAUUCUGGGCUUCUCCAACCCCAUCAACUGGGUUCGGACUCGAAUUUACGCCUUCCUAAUCUGGGCCUAUUUCGACCAAGAGUUCAGCAUCGCAGAAUUCUCUGAGGGAGCGAAGCAGGCUUUUGCUCAUGUGUCCAAGUUACUGUCACAGUGUAAAUUUGAUCUGUUGGAAGAACUUGUGGCCAAAGAGGUGCUCCAUGUAUUGAAGGAAAAGGUCAGUUCACUACCUGACAACCAUAAAAAUGCCCUUGCUGCUGACAUAGAUGAAAUUGUAUACACAUCAACAGGAGACAUCUCCAUUUACUACGACGAGAAAGGAAGGAAGUUUGUUAACAUCCUGAUGUGCUUUUGGUAUCUAACCAGUGCCAACAUCCCCAGUGAAACUUUAAGUGGAGCCAGUGUGUUCCAGGUUAAGUUGGGGGAUCAGAACGUGGAAACUAAACAGCUUCUUAGUGCAAGCUAUGAAUUUCAGAGGGAGUUUACACAAGGAGUAAAGCCUGACUGGACCAUUGCACGGAUUGAACACUCAAAGUUACUAGAAUGAUCUUUCUUGGAAAAACCAGCUUACUGGACUUCUGGCAAUUACUAUGAAAAAUUAAGGAAAGAAAUUUUGGACGAGUUGAUCUUCACUUAGUCAAGACUGUGGCUCACUUUUGUAUUAUUUUGAAAUAUUUCUUGUAGUAUAUCGGCAUGAUACAAUAGAGCGUUUUCCACAGAUGCCACGUUCUAUAAAAGAGAUCAAAGUAAAAAAUGUAUAACAGCCCAUUGUUGGUGUCAUAUUCCAUAUAAUUUCUAAUGUUACUUGUACACAAACUAAUUUUAUAGGCAUAAAGAAAGUCUUGAAAAAACAUUUCUAAAUUAAUAGUCCUUAAAUAUUUGUCAUUAAUACGUUUAAACCAGUAGUUCAAGUACGUCUAAGAUUUAUUUUUAAAAAUCAUUGCUGCUAUUUGAUUACUUCUGGUCACUAGCUAGAUGAGAAGGACUAGAUGGAAUUGUACUAGAUUGGUCACAGCAGAAGCAAAAAGAUCAGUGAACUUGAAGCUUACUAUAGCACCAAAAGAAAAAAAUAGAGUAGUGCCUUAGCCACCUAUGGGAUAAUAUCAAAUCCUCUAACAUACUUGUAUUUGGAUUCCUAGAAGUUUGGGUAAGGGAGGCAAAGACAAUAUAAGAAAUAAUGUCUGAAAUUUUUCCUAAUUGAUGAAAACUAUAAACUCACAGAUCAAGAAAUUCAAUAAGCAGGGUAACAUAAAGAAAACCUCAUAAAGGUAUACCAUGAUCAAAUUGUUGAAAACCAGAGAAAAUUUUAAAGCAGCUAGAGGAGAAAAAAAACACAUUCUGUACAGAGAAGGACUAUAUUUCUUUUCUCCAAGUGCAAGUGAGAGACCUUGUUAGAGUAUCUUUAAAG